Python bivittatus (Burmese python) is the source of this 1636-nucleotide messenger RNA. Lineage: Eukaryota; Metazoa; Chordata; Lepidosauria; Squamata; Pythonidae. The record is from RefSeq and is a predicted model, not a curated record.
UAGACAACAGACUUGAUCAGUACAGCCGGCUAUGACAGCAUUGUUCAGCACUUGAAUGACGGCAGGAAGAACUGCAAAGAAUUUGAAGACUUUUUGAGAGAAAGGGCUUCUAUAGAAGAGAGAUAUGGGAAGGACCUGAUCAACUUGUCAAGGAAGAAGCCCUGUGGGCAGACCGAGCUAAACACCCUCAGAAGAGCUCUGGAGGUUUUCAAGCAACGGGUAGAGAGCGUUGGCCAAAGUCAUAUCCAGCUAGCCCAGAAUCUCAGGGAAGAAGCAAAGAAAAUGGAGGAUUUCCGGGAGAAGCAAAAACUCCACCGUAAAAAGAUUGAACUAAUAAUGGAUGCAAUUCAUAAAAACCGAAAUCUGCAGUACAAGAAAACCUUAGAAGCAAAGAGGCUGUAUGAACAGCGCUGCAGAGACAAAGAUGAAGCAGAGCAAGCAGUUCAUCGGAGCAGCAACCUGGUCACCCCCAAGCAGCAGGAAAAGCUGUUUGUGAAACUUGCUCAGACCAAGACUGCCCUGGAAGACUCAGACAGGGCGUAUCAGAACAACGUCAACGCUCUUGAGAAGAUUAGGGAAGAGUGGCAGAAGGAGCAUGUCAAGUCUUGCGAGUUCUUCGAAGGUCAAGAAUGUGAGCGGAUCAACUAUUUCCGGAAUGCUUUGUGGUUGCACGUCAACCAGCUCUCCGAAGAAUGCGUCAAGAAUGAUGAUAACUAUGAGGAGGUCCGCAAAUCCCUCGAGCAGUGCAGCAUUGGGAAGGACAUAGAAAGUUUUGUAAACUUCCGCAAGACGGGCAACAUUCCGCCAACUGCGGUAGUCUAUGAAAAUUAUUAUAAUACACAGAGGAAUGCUGCGCCUCGGCGGAAUCAAGCUCCAGUCCCUGGGACGAGACCUCAGAUGCCCAUCCCUUCCAGCGAACCAGGGGAUCCUGACUAUUCUACUGCGGACGGGUACAGUUUAAUCCAGCAUCACUAGCCCCAAGAUGAUCUUGGAGUCUUUCAUUCGACUAUACCUCUAUGAGGAAAUGAAAUAGCAGCAUUUUAGAAGCUGUCUCAAACUACUUCCCCAAAUGACUGGAGUUCUGCUCUUUUUCAGUGCAUUAAUUAUUCUUUAAAAAAAACAAACCAGAAGAGAUCCUUUUUGCAAGAUGGAGGAAAGUACUGAAAGAAUGCUGAUUUUCUGGCAAAUAACAUCAAAGCUCUGAUUUUUUUCAUUUGGAGGAAGGGAUAAAAUCCCUUAAAGCAGGGGUGUUGGCAGGGUGUGGUCCAAAAAGUCAAGAUGGUGGCCAUAGUAGCAGGUGCAUCAUUAUGCCCACCAUCUUGACUUUUUUGACCAUGCCCUUGGACCCCUGCCUUCUUUUGUUUGUGAGGUGGGGGGGGGAUCACAUCUAAAGAAUUAAACUUAUAUGUGAGUUGCCUUGAAACUGGGUGUCUUGAGGAAUAUUGCAGUUGUACCUGACCUACCUCACAGGGUUGUUGUGAGGAUGAAACAAGACAAUCUCAUUAUAUUGGCCUUAAUUCUUAGAUCUUUCUUAAUUCUCUUGGAGACCAGUGGGAAAGCUUAUGGGGUUCCGACUACCUUUCUUGAGUCUUGGCCAAAAUUCUGUAAAGUCUAGAGCAGAAGGAUUCUUCCUGAU